AUGGAUACUGUAAAGGAACGGGUUUUUGCUCCGACCAAAGAGGGGCUCAAAAAUUUUGCUGGGAAGUCCCUUAGCCAUCUGUACAGAGUCCUAGAAAAGAGGCAGCAACCAGCAGAGAACAUCGAGCUGACGGAGGAUGGCAGGGUACAGAAUGUCCGGCCGAAGAAGCCGCCGCUUUGCGAUUGUACCUGCUUUGGGCUACCCCGCAGGUAUAUCAUCGCCAUCAUGAGUGGCCUGGGCUUUUGUAUCUCCUUCGGGAUCAGGUGUAACCUUGGCGUAGCGAUCGUGGACAUGGUCAACAAUAGCACCAUCCAUCACGGGAAUACAAUUAUUAAGAAGAAAGCGACGUUUAACUGGGACCCUGAGACAGUAGGAAUGAUCCACGGUUCUUUUUUCUGGGGAUAUAUCGUCACGCAGAUUCCUGGAGGUUACAUAGCGUCUAGAUUGGCGGCGAACAGAGUAUUUGGCGCUGCCAUCUUUCUCACCUCGACUCUCAAUAUGCUUAUCCCAUCUGCAGCUAAAGUGCACUAUGGUUUUGUGAUAUUCGUCAGGAUCUUGCAGGGACUGGUAGAGGGAGUCACGUACCCAGCCUGCCAUGGCAUUUGGAGUAAGUGGGCACCGCCAUUGGAGAGAAGCAGACUGGCAACCACUUCAUUUUGUGGUUCAUAUGCCGGAGCAGUCGUUGCAAUGCCUCUUGCUGGGAUACUGGUGCAAUACACUGGAUGGCCCUCAGUUUUCUAUGUGUACGGAUCACUUGGAAUAGUGUGGUAUAUGUUCUGGAUUCUGGUAUCCUAUGAAAGCCCCGCAGCCCAUCCAACUAUCACAGAUGAGGAACGCACCUAUAUUGAAGAGAGCAUUGGAGAAAGUGCCAAACUUAUUGGAGGAAUAGAUAAAUACAAAACACCAUGGAGAAAGUUCUUUACCUCUCUGCCAGUCUAUGCAAUAAUUGUGGCAAAUUUCUGUAGAAGCUGGACUUUCUAUUUGCUGCUGAUUAGCCAACCUGCCUACUUUGAAGAAGUGUUUGGAUUUGAAAUCAGCAAGGUGGGGAUUCUAUCAGCUUUGCCCCAUCUUGUCAUGACGAUUGUAGUACCCAUUGGUGGGCAGAUUGCUGAUCACCUCAGAAGCAAGAGGAUACUUUCAACCACAAAUGUCAGAAAGAUAAUGAACUGUGGAGGCUUUGGAAUGGAAGCAACAUUUCUUCUUGUGGUGGGCUACUCACAUACUAAAGGGGUUGCGAUUUCAUUCCUUGUCAUGGCUGUUGGCUUCAGCGGUUUUGCUAUAUCAGGAUUCAAUGUUAAUCAUUUGGAUAUAGCACCAAGAUAUGCCAGUAUUCUCAUGGGAAUUUCCAAUGGUGUGGGAACGCUAUCUGGAAUGGUCUGUCCAGUAAUUGUUGGAGCAAUGACAAAAAACAAGACACAGAGCGAGUGGCAGUAUGUCUUUCUAAUUGCGGCCUUGGUGCACUACGCAGGAGUCAUUUUUUAUGGGCUAUUUGCAUCUGGUGAGAAACAGCCUUGGGCAGACCCUGAACAAACAAGCGAUGAAAAAUGUGGUUUUAUAAAUGAAGAUGAACUGGCGGAAGAAACCGGGGACAUUACUCAGAAUUAUGGCACGACAAAGUCUUAUGGGGCCACCACUUAUAGCAAUGGUGGCUGGCCAAAUGGCUGGGAGAAAAAGGAAGAGUUUGUACAAGAGGAAGUUAAAGAUUCCUACUACUAUAAAGAACAUGAAGAAGGGGACUAUUCAUAA
Molecule: messenger RNA, 1746 nt
Organism: Hemiscyllium ocellatum (epaulette shark)
Lineage: Eukaryota; Metazoa; Chordata; Chondrichthyes; Orectolobiformes; Hemiscylliidae
Gene: slc17a6a
Product: solute carrier family 17 member 6a
Exons: 12
Coding region: 1-1746 (581 amino acids)
Biological process (GO): regulation of synapse structure or activity; neurotransmitter loading into synaptic vesicle; monoatomic anion transport
Cellular component (GO): synaptic vesicle membrane; excitatory synapse
Molecular function (GO): L-glutamate transmembrane transporter activity; neurotransmitter transmembrane transporter activity
Source: RefSeq, a predicted model, not a curated record